Molecule: messenger RNA, 1188 nt
Organism: Cordyceps militaris CM01
Lineage: Eukaryota; Fungi; Ascomycota; Sordariomycetes; Hypocreales; Cordycipitaceae
Exons: 4
Coding region: 1-1188 (395 amino acids)
Source: RefSeq, a predicted model, not a curated record
AUGGCUUCCUCACCACGUCGACCCUCCGCUUCCGGCAGCGGCGAUGGCAGCGAGUCCGCCACCAUUGUCGGUCGCGCCCGCCGCGCCUCCCUCUCCGUCCUCAACGCCAACCCCCAGCUGGGCAUCUGGCAGGCCGCCGGCACCGCCAUCGCCCAGGCCCCGAACCUGACGGAGCUGCGCGACAUGGACAUGGGCGCCGGCCACAUCACCUUCAACUCCCAGGGCCACUCGGCCCGUCUGGCCGCCGUCUACGAGGACACGGGGCGCCUCGCGCUGGUCCGCAGCAACACGCGGGCCAGCACGGGGCUGGAGCAGCAGCAGCGCGCGGAAAAGGCGGCGGCGCCCGUAUUGGUCGCCGAGGCGCCGACUGUGGCAGACGCUGCUUCUGCUGCGCAAGGCGAGGCGGCGGACAAGGACAAGAAGCACCACCACAAACAUCAUCUGUGGCAUCACAGCCAUGGCGAAAGCCACGGUAAGAAAGCAGACAUUGGCCCGACAGUGGUCAACGGCCUGGCCGCGUUUUGGAGAUUCUUCAUCACGCCUGCAGGGUUCCUCAUCACCAUCUACUGUCUAAAUGUCGUCGCAUGGGGUGCUAUGCUCUUCUUCCUGCUCCUCAAGGCCGCCCCUGCCAUGAACCACCCGUCCGCCGACGACAACUCCUCGCCGCGCAAGAGCUGGCUCGAGAUUGACUCGCAGAUCCUCAACGCCCUCUUCUGCGUCACCGGCUUCGGCCUCGCGCCCUGGCGCUUCCGCGACCUGCACUACUUUGUCCGCGGCGUGCACAUGCGCGAAAGGCCCGCCAUGGCGAAGCUCGCCCAGCAGAACCGCGGCUGGUUCCGCCCGCCGACCUGGUACACCGAGGUCGAGGAGGCCGCCGCCGCCGACGCAUCCUCGGACCAGGCCAAGCCGCCCACGUUUACCGGUCGGGUCGCGCCCCCGACACCCGUCUGGAAACUGGGCUUCACCAUCUGGAUGAUGGUGCUCAACACCAUACUCCAGGCCGUUCUCUGCUUCUUCAUGUGGCACUACAACCGCAUAGAUCGCCCGAGUUGGGCGACUGGUGCCUUCAUCGGCCUCGGAUGCGGCGUGGCGAUGCUCGCCGGCCUCAUGUCGUAUUGGGAGGGCCGCAAAGUGAAGAAGAUUGAAGGGCCCGCCGUCGAGGUUGUUGAUGGCAAAGAGGCGGUAUAA